Monosiga brevicollis MX1 is the source of this 1407-nucleotide messenger RNA. RefSeq lists its product as uncharacterized. The transcript has 6 exons. NCBI's taxonomy places the organism in Eukaryota, Choanoflagellata, Craspedida, Salpingoecidae. Gene Ontology annotation, biological process: protein phosphorylation. Bases 1 to 1407 code for a protein of 468 amino acids. The record is from RefSeq and is a predicted model, not a curated record. Gene Ontology annotation, molecular function: ATP binding; protein kinase activity; NAD+ poly-ADP-ribosyltransferase activity.
AUGGCUGCAACUGCCGGAAUGACUCGUGAUGGUGAGAUGAUGAAGAAUCACCGUGUCUUGUUUGGUCUCCCAGCUCAACAAGGCGGCAGCUCACCACGGCCUACGUCUGAGGCGCGAAGGGCGUCAGUCCAGGGUGCUCGUGCCAUUUGCGCCAGUGCUGAUCAAGAACCUCUGAUCAAGAGGGAGGAUGUCAAUGUGGAUAAUCAGGCCCAUCAAGCAGAGUGGCUUGGUACCAUGCGCCAGCUUGAGCAUCCAAACAUCAUUCCGGUCCUCGGGCCUGAUGUCAAGCUGAGCAAUGUGAUGCUGGACGGUGACGAGGACCAACCUGUUGUGCGGCUGGGCGAUUUCGACAUUACCAGGGCCGCAGCUGAAGUCACGAAAAUGCCUUGCACGGCCACCGCGUCGUCGGGCACGACUGGCUAUGUGGCACCGGAGGUGCUUUUCGGCCGGGGUCGAGUGGGGGCGCGUCCGGCACAGGAUGCCUUUUCCUUUGGCUGUGUGCUGUACAACACCUACAUGUACCCGCAGACGGUGUCACCUGCUCUAUCUCCGAGUGAUGAGGUUGUGGAUCAUUGCAGAUGGUUUGUGCAAACAGGAGAUGGUGGCUGCAGCUUUCCGCACUUGGCGGCUGAGAUGUGUGACGUGACGAGCGAUUUGCACAAGGAAACACGGGCCUUGCUUGCAACAGAUCCGAAGCAGCGGCCAACUCUCUUCAGCGCCGGGCAGGGUGUGCAGCGACCUGUCACGACCCAAGUUGUUGGGCCAGCCAUUGACGUUUUGCGCGACGCACCCGAGCUCAUUCCCGAGGUGGCUGAGCUGCUACAGCAGUUGAGCACGGACGGGCGAGGACCAGGCAACGUUGCAGCGAAGCGGGUAGAGCGCGUGCACAACCCGGUGCUGUGGGAACGCUACAGCGCAAAACGACGCAAGAUGCUGCACCGCCUCACGAGUCAGGGGCACUAUGAUUCACUUGUAACCACCACAUCGAACGCACUUCGGGGCUGUCCAGCUUUGCUUCGGGAUACACCCUGUCAAGAGCGCCUGCUGCUCCACGGCAUCGCGCCCGCGCCAUUGCGGCGCGAGAAGAUUGUGCGCCUGGGCCUAGACUAUCGCUUUGCCGGCAGCCGCGCGGGCCACAAGUAUGGACUUGGCGUUUACUUGGCUGACCAUCCCGGCAAGAGUCACAACUAUGCGACGCCCAGAGGAAACGGUGCACGCAUUCUCAUCGUCGCGCGAGCCCUGUUGGGCCGUGCCUAUGUCCAUGCUUCGCCUCCUUCCGGGGCACUGGCUCCCCCGCUGCUGCCCCAUGCGCCCAACAACGAUCGAUUUGAUUCUGUCAUUGCUACAUCGCAAAAUACGUUUCGCGAGGUGAUAAUGUUCGACAACGCCCAGAUUUACCCGAACUAG